AGCAGCCUUCGAACUCACGCUGCCGAUCAACGGGUCCGAGGUCCACCUUGAACUCGAACCGAUAGAUAUUGCUUCUCCGGGACUGAUGCUGAGUUUUGCCGACGAUCCCACGAGAGAAGUUCCAGUCCCUCAUAACUGCAUGUUUGCCGGGGCGACUGGCAACACCUGGGCCGUUAUGUCAGUCUGUGACGAGUUGAGUGGCGUGGUUGACCACCUCGGGAAAAGUUACCAAGUGGAAGCUGUGGAUUCGUUAAGUCCCAGAACUCGCAGAGAUGUUCGAGAAGAUACCAGAUACGUUAUCACCAGCAUUGAGACGAGACUUUCUGAAGACGCAGGUGAGCGAGCGACAAAUGCUAAGUACACGAUAGAGUUAGCGGUGUUCGUGGAUCGAGCGCUUUACAACUACGUGAAAAAGCGCUACCCGGGCCAGAAUCAAGAUCAGAGAACGCUCGACAUCGUCAUGACUAUUGUUAACGCUGUUCACCGCCUCUACUCGGACACUUCCCUCGGCCAGUACAAAAUCGCGAUGUUGGUGAAGAAGGUGGAGGUCUUGCCCGCAGGGAAGCCCAGCGAGGCCAAGGGAGACAUCUACUCUUACCUCAAGAACUUCUGUCUGUGGCAGUCCUCGCAGAACCCGAAGAGCAACGCCCAGAAGAGGUGGGACCACGCCCUCCUCCUCUCCGGCCUGGACCUGUGGAACGAGCAGCCGGCGCAGAACUCUACGGUGGGCCUCGCCUACGUCGGGGGGAUGUGCUCCUCAAAGGUCUCCUGCACCAUCAGCGAGGGAACGUCCUUCGCCGCGGCGUACAUUGCGGCGCACGAGAUCGGACACAACCUCGACAUGCGCCACGACGGGGACUCUGACGCGUGGCUGUGCAAAGGCAACCAGUUCCUCAUGUCUUCGGUCAUGUCUGCGGGGGCAACGACGUGGUCCUCGUGUUCGAAGAAUGCGCUCGCCGGCUUCAUCCAUUCCGGGAGAUCUGCAUUGCUGAUGCGUGCGUGACAGACGGACAGACCGACAGCGAAGGGGAAGAUGACGGGGGAGAAGAAUUUGAUUUGGACGUUAAUGAAAGUUCUGGCAAUGACACUUGCAGGUCGAAGGAAGAGGAUUGCAACAUGUUUUCGAAUUUUCUCGGGUCGAUGCUGGGUACGAGCUUUAGUAGUGUUUUCAACAGUAUCUUCCAGAGCAUGGGUAUGUGUGAUGAUAUUUGCGAGGAAUAAAUGCCAUGGGGUCCAUACCAAUGUGGAU
This is a messenger RNA of Penaeus monodon (black tiger shrimp), 1249 nucleotides long. Its product is annotated as A disintegrin and metalloproteinase with thrombospondin motifs adt-1-like. The record is from RefSeq and is a predicted model, not a curated record. NCBI's taxonomy places the organism in Eukaryota, Metazoa, Arthropoda, Malacostraca, Decapoda, Penaeidae. Gene Ontology annotation, molecular function: metalloendopeptidase activity. Gene Ontology annotation, biological process: proteolysis.